This is a messenger RNA of Salvelinus fontinalis (brook trout), 2714 nucleotides long. RefSeq names its product 4-galactosyl-N-acetylglucosaminide 3-alpha-L-fucosyltransferase 9-like. The record is from RefSeq and is a predicted model, not a curated record. NCBI's taxonomy places the organism in Eukaryota, Metazoa, Chordata, Actinopteri, Salmoniformes, Salmonidae. The transcript is spliced from 2 exons. Gene Ontology annotation, cellular component: membrane. Gene Ontology annotation, molecular function: alpha-(1->3)-fucosyltransferase activity. The coding region runs from base 118 to 1230 and encodes 370 amino acids.
CACGUUCGAGUUGGACUUUGUUGAUAGCGUCGCGUGGGAUCUGAUGCGCUACAAGGAGGAACUAACUAACUACAGAUUCAGGAACUUCUCCUUCUUUCUCUUUGAUACCUGACAAACAUGUCAUCAACAACUUCCAACCGAAGACAUCAUCUAACUCUGAUAGCUGCUCUUGGGGUUUUGUGUUCAGUGCUACUAUUUUUUGUUUACUUUAAACCCUCAUCUACUGCAUGUUCAUCUCGGUUGGAUGAUUUGCAAUUUUUGUCAAAGGGAGAUGUUUCCUCAUCUACCAAAAAGCCAGUGGAAAAGCCGCUUGUGUUGCUCUGGUUCUGGCCACUGGGUGUGAAAUGGAAUUUUGAAAUCUGCAAAACCCAUUUCAACAUCGAUAGCUGUGUUCUGACAGUUGACAGAUCCCUUUAUGACAAAGCAGACGGAGUGGUUGUUUUUCACAGAGACAUCAGCUGGGACCUGAAGAACCUGCCUCAGUCUCCUCGUCCACAUUUUCAGAAAUGGGUAUGGUUUCAUGUGGAAUCACCAACAAAUACUGCCAGAAUACCAGGUCUGGAAAACCUCUUUAACCUCACUUUGAGCUAUAGACGAGAUGCUGACAUCACAGUGCGAAAUGAAUUGACAACCGUGAAGACUGAAAAGGACAGUGAGUUUGUGCUGCCCAAGAAAGAUAAAUUGGUUUGUUGGAUUGUGACCAACAACAAUCCUUCAACUGGGACAGGAACCAGAGCAAAGUACUAUCAAGAGCUGGUCAAACACAUCAAGAUACAUGUUUUUGGUUCUGCUUUUACAGGGAGUCGUUUGAAGUAUGAGGAGUAUUACUCAACCCUUGCUAGCUGUAAGUUCUACCUUGCAUUUGAGAAUUCAAUCCACAGAGACUACAUCACAGAAAAGGUGAACGGACCACUUGUAGCAGGAACCAUACCGGUAGUCAUGGGCCCACCCAGAGAGAACUAUGAACAGUUUAUCCCAGCUGGUUCUUUCAUUCAUGUAAAUGACUUUACUAAUGAAAAGGCACUGGCUGACUUCCUCCUCCAAUUGGACAAGAAUGAUGAGAUGUAUGUAAGUUACUUCACUUGGAGGAGGUACCUUAAUGCCAAGCCCCACCUCCUGACAAUGCAGGAAGAGUUUAUUCAACCUGUUUGUUUAGCCUGUGAACACAUAGCCAGAGACAAAGGAUAUUAUAAUGUUGUCCACAACCUUUAUGAAUGGUACUUUGGAUGAGGGUUUAGCCAAAAUAUUGUAAGCACAGAAAAUAUUAUUUGAGCUUAUGGCUAUGUAAUUUUGAUUCAAAAUAUUAUGGUAUCAAUUUAAAGGAUGGGUAUUCAAGGUAUAAGGUUUAUUUUUUAUUAAACACUUUGGAGCAGCAUACACUGUAAACCCCAAUGUGCUGUCAUUACUCAAAACUUUUCAGGAAACCCAUUGCACUUAAAACCUUUUACUGCAGUGGGCUAAAUCAGCUGGUCACACAGUGAUUCUCCGUGGUCUUAAACAAAUCUACUUUGAAACCAAAGUAUACACCUUCCACACAUGGUUAUGGGCUUAUAAAAAAGAAGACACCUGUACCAUGUCAGAUAGAGUUGAAAUGUGUUACAUUGAGUUUCCAUUCCAUUUAAAAUACAUCACAGAAAACUAAACCCAAUCAAAACAGUUUAAUGUAGAAACACCAGGUUUGUAUUUUUUUAAUCUUCUUUAUUAAUUAUGGAAUUCUAAAAAAUAUGAAUAAUACUCCUCCCUUGAGGUCAAAGAUGGCGCUUUUAGUAAUUGAAUGCCGGAAUGGGCUACUAUAUCUGAAAACAGUUACUUAAAGUGAAUUUGUAGUCAUUACUCACAAUGAUAGAGUCACUGUGACCCUGUAGGACAGAGGUGUCAAACUCAUUCCAAGGAGGAGGCCUAGUGUUUGCUGCUUUUGGGGUUUUCCUUUUGAUGAAAAACUAGACACCCGGGUGAGGGGAGGAACUCUGGAGCUCUGUUAGAGUGACCAUUGUGUUCUUGGUCACCUCCCUGACCAAGGCCCUUCUCCCACGAUUGUUCAGUUUGGCUGGGCAGCCAUCUCUAGGAAGAGUCUUGGUGGUUCCAAACUUCUUCCAUUUAAGAAUAUUGGAGGCCACUGCGUUCUUGUGGACCUUCAAUGCUGCAUUUUUGGUACCCUGCCCCAGAUCUUUCCCUCUUCACAAUCCUGUCUAUGAGCUCUACGGGCAAUUCCUCGUGGCUUUGUUUUUGUACUGACAUGCACUGUCAACUGUGGAACCUUAUAUAGACAGGGGCGUGCCUUUACAAUUCAUGUCCAAUCAAUUGCAUUUACCACAGGUGGUCUCCAAUCAAGUUGUAGAAACAUCUCAAGAAUGACUCAUGGAAACAGGACUCCAUUUGAGUCUCAUAACAAAGGGUCUGAAUGCUUAUGUAAAUAAGCUUUUUUAAUUGUUAUAAAUGUGCAAAUAAAUCAACCCUCUGUUACUUGUUAUAUGUCCAUGGGACUGACUGACUGGCAUUCAUUCACUCACCCAUUCACAAUGUCCGUCACAAACUCCCUAUUUCACUGUCACCAAGGGCGUCAAGAGUACUGAAAUAAACUACUCAAGUAAAAGUACUGUUACUUUAAUGAAAUUGUACUCAAGUAGAAGUAAAUGUCACCAAUUUGUAAGUCGCUCUGGAUAAGAGCGUCUGCUAAAUGACUUAAAUGAUGUAAAUGUAAAUGUUCUAAUAAA